GAUUUGCGUUAGGAGUGUUGGACGCAGAAUGAGCGGCGGCGGCGCGGCGCGCGCCUCCAGCGGCCAGGCGUAGCAGGCGGCGCCGCCCGCCCGUCACCCGUCCAAUAAUUGCUGUCACAAUAACGCACAAUCCUCUACUCUAUUAACUUUGUUAGCAAAUUGUUAUCCACGAGUACGCCAGUGCAAAUAAAGACCCUCACAAAUCGACUCAACUUCUCAAACAAGUGAUAUAUUUUGUGUUUCGAUCAAAUUAUAAAGUGUUAUUUUAAACAUACGAAACGAAGCAUGUGUGUGCUAAAGUUUAAUGAUAAACACUGUUUCGUAAGUAAUUACACUCAAUGAAACUGAAACAAUGAAAAUUCAUGACAGACGAAUCACGAUCGGACCGCUACGUCAGAGCAACUGGAAUAGCUCGGCAUGGUGCGAACGUGAGAUUAAAGGAUAAACAAAUGAAGACCGAUGCGGCUGCUAUUAUAAUGUGGCAGCAGUUCGCAUCAGAAGGUGUCAAGCGGCAGACACCGGCGGCGUGACCCCGCGCGACUCGACCGCGGCGCAUCGCCUCAACUGGGGCAUAUCAAUAAGCGUGCCCCAGUUACCUGGGUCGCCGACACUGGAGCACUGCAUUGUGCUGGAAGGCGAGAACCAUGUCGGGCAGGUCUGGCGCUUCGGGGAGCGUGCGCUCGUGCGGCGGCUCUGUGCGGCUGGCCACCACAGGGGGAGGCCACGAACUCGUCCUGGACGCGCUCUACGAACGGAAACGUGACAAGAAGAGUGUGAGGGUCCUCACUGUCAUCAUUUACGUGUUCUGCGUCUCCCUCGCCGCAAUCAUGCUCUCCCUCUACUACGUGUUCUUCUGGGAACCAAAGGACGCGCAAUAUGCGCAACGAAAGGUGGCUCACACAGUAGAGAAGCAAACCAGCACCACACCAAUGCCUACAUGCUUUAUGCCCUACACCGGAGGAAACAAUAGCACAGUGAGCGAGAACGUCACUCAACAAGCCCUAGGAAACAUGACUGACGACAGUUUCUGGAUUGGCAACGACACUAGCAAGUUUUCACAGCUCGCUAACUUCUCUGACGAACUGGAUAAUAGUAUACAAACACCCAAUGCUUCUAAUAAUGAAGAAAUUCACAACAUCACUGGAAAAAUUACAUGACCAUAACAGAAACCUUUGUACAUUAAAAAAGCAUUUUGCACUACAUCUAAAUUUAUAAUGUUUAAGUCGUUAUGUAUAGUAUGAUAUAAAGGGGAUGAUGAUUCGGGUAGAAAUUAUGUAUUAAACUAAAAUUAAAUGUAAUUAACUAGAUGACCUUCGUAUCACCUCCCACCGUUUAAACAUUAUCUGCAAGCCAA
Molecule: messenger RNA, 1354 nt
Organism: Diatraea saccharalis (sugarcane borer)
Lineage: Eukaryota; Metazoa; Arthropoda; Insecta; Lepidoptera; Crambidae
Source: the annotation of a GenBank genome assembly